CCUCCCUUCCUUUUUCAACAUGGCUGCUGUGUCUACUUUCUCAAGUAUCGCUCAGAUUGGUGACUGAUUCGACUUCUACCCUACAGUGCCUCUUACCUAUUGGUAUACAUAAUCGUCAUCUGGAUGCAGAUCACGUCCUCCACCUUGCUGUUUCCCCAGGAUUUAUUCAGUGGCCUAACCUGAACAAAUCACUCCCUCCUCUGGGCCUUUUUUUAACCCCCAAAACAACUACCUACCAACCACCAACUGUUUCCAGUGCAAUGGUUUGAGUUGGUGCAUUCAGUAUUCCGCUUCAUGAACAAUGUGUGAGAACUGCGCCGAGCUGGUGGAGGUUUUAAAUGAAAUAUCCAACACAGAAGGCAGUGAUGUUGGCUUCCAGCUGAAGAAAGAACAUGCCCUGCGGGUUCUAUGUUACAUCAGCUCCUGGACGCAGAGGCAAUGUCUCUGCUGCUUCAAGGAGUACAAGCAUCUGGAGGUCUUUAAUCAGCUGGUCUACGCACUCAUCAACCUGGUCAUCACCCAGAUCAGCAGCCUGAGGGACGAACUCUGCAGUAACCAGGACCGAACUCUCAAAGGGGGCGGGUCUGGGACGGGGGAAACGCGUACUGAAUGGAGCCGGGAUGAUUCUGUACCUUGUACCCUCCCUCAGCCGUCUUCGCCGGGGGAGGAUGAACCUGUUAAUGUAGAGAGAGACUCUGCUGAAGAGGACAUGGACACACCUGACCUGAACCAGAAUAAGACUCAGAGCCAGGAUCAGGUGGAUGCACUGGGACCUGUGGAUGGCAACAAGCCUGGGGAGGGUGAUGUUGGUGGUGGCGAUGAUGCUGGAGGUGGACACCACGGCAGUGUUGACAGUCAGGACUUUAGCUCUUGGAGCACAGAGGAGAGGGAGAAACUGUUACUGUGUGCAGCCAAGAUUUUCCAGAUCCAGUUCCCCCUCUAUACAGCCUACAAACACAACACACACCCCACCAUAGAGGACAUAUCUGCUCAUGAAAGCAACAUCCUUGGCUCCUUCUGUGACAUGAACGACGUGGAGGUGCCGCUUCACCUCCUGCGCUAUGUCUGUCUGUUCUGCGGCAAACAUGGCCUCUCCCUGAUGAAGGAGUGCUUUGAAUGGGGCACUCCAGAGACCCUCCCCUUCCCCAUUGCUCAUGCCUUCAUCACCAUCGUCUCUAAUAUACGAAUAUGGUUGCACAUUCCUGCAGUUAUGCAGCACAUCAUACCGUUCCGCACCUACGUCAUACGGUAUCUGUGUAAGCUCUCAGACCAGGAGCUGCGGCAGAGUGCUGCUCGCAACAUGGCCGACCUGAUGUGGAGCACGGUGAAAGAGCCGCUGGACAGCACGCUGUGCUUCGACAAGGAGAGCCUGGACCUCGCCUUCAAAUACUUCAUGUCUCCCACUCUAACCAUGCGUUUGGCUGGACUCAGCCAAAUCACAAAUCAGCUCCACACCUUCAACGACGUGUGCAACAACGAGUCCCUCGUGUCAGACACAGAAACCUCCAUAGCGAAGGAAUUGGCUGACUGGCUGAUCCAGAACAACAUAGUGGAGCACAUAUUUGGACCGAAUUUGCACAUUGAGAUCAUCAAGCAGUGCCAGGUGAUCCUGAACUUCUUGGCCGCGGAGGGGCGACUCAGCACCCAACAUGUAGACUGUAUCUGGGCUGCAGCUCAGUUGAAGCACUGCAGCCGCUACAUCCAUGACCUUUUCCCAUCACUCAUUAAAAACCUGGACCCAGGGCCUCUCCGUCACGUCUUAAACCUGGUGUCUGGCCUGCAUCCAAGUGCCCAUACCGAGCAGACAUUAUACCUGGCCUCCAUGCUCAUCAAGGCUCUGUGGAACAAUGCGCUUGCUGCAAAGGCUCAGCUCUCCAAACAGAGUUCCUUUGCCUCCCUGCUGAAAACCAACAUCCCAAUGGGGAACAAGAAAGGUUCAGCAGCUGCCAGUCCAGACAGCAGUGACAACAGUGACACUCAGCACAGCGGAGGCAGCGACAUGGAGAUGGAGGAUCAGAUGAUGGUCACUGGUAGCAAGAGGAGCCAGCAGAGGCUGUCCGAUACAGAGGAGUCGAUGCAGGGCAGCUCCGAUGAGACGGCGAACAGCGUGGAGGAGGGCAGCAGUGGACCGGGCAGCAGCAGCGGCCGCAGCGAAGCCUCCAGUAACGAAGUUGCCUCUAGCCGAGCCAGCCAAUCAGCUGGCAGCCCUGGCAGUGAGAUGCACUCUGACGACAUGGCAGACAGCGAGGCCUUAAAGGAAGAGGAAGAUGAUGAAGAAGAGGAAGAUGAUGAUGAUGACGAGGAUGACGAUGAGGAAGAAGACGAGGGGAAUGGUUCAGGUGCUGAAGGCAGUCAGCAGAAUGUGGCCAGAGAUCAAACUGAGUCGAGGAAGAGGAUAGCAGGAGAGGCUCUCGGUGAGGGGACGAACCAUGGGGUGGGGCACAUUGGCCCUGGGGGAGGGGCCAAAUCUAAAGUCCUUCCCUUCAGUCCAGAGACGACUGCUGUCAUGGUAACAGCAGCAUCAGCAUCUUUAGAUAGCCACAUGAGGAUGCUGGAUGCUUGCUCUGCAUCAUCAUCUGCUCGGCCAGAGGGGACAGAGCCCCACCAACAGCCCACAGACAUCAGCUCCUCACAGAUGGUUCAGGGACCUCAGGAGCCCCCCUGUAUGCCAAGACCUGGAAACUUCCUAGGAGAGGCCAUGGGCAGUGAACUCUUCGGCUGUCGUAGAUUCAUCGGGCCCCAGCAUCACCACCAUCAUCACCAUCACGAAGGUCCCAUGGUGGAGGACAUGUUGAGUGCUGAUGAUGUAAGCUGCAGCAGCUCCCAGGUCAGUGCCAAGUCAGAGAAGAACAUGGCCGACUUUGACGGGGAGGAAUCGGGUUGUGAGGAAGAGCUGGUCCAAAUCAACUCCCACGCUGAGCUUAGCUCCCAUCUUCAGCAGCACCUACCCAACCUGGCCUCCAUCUAUCAUGAGCACCUGGUGCAAGGUCCUGCUGUCCAUAAACAUCAGUACUCCAGCCAUGCUGUGACUGACAUCAACCUCGACAAUGUUUGUAAGAAGGGGAACACUCUGCUCUGGGACCUGGUCCAGGAUGAAGAUGCGAUUCACCUGUCUGAGGGUUUGAUCAAUGAAGCAGAGAAGCUGCUGUGUUCGUUGGUGUGUUGGUUCACCGACAGACAGAUCCGGAUGCGCUUCAUCGAAGGUUGCCUUGACAACUUGGCCCAUCAUCGGUCAGUUGUGAUUUCUUUGCGUCUACUACCGAAGCUUUUUGGCACUUUUCAACAGUUUGGCUCCAGCUACGACACUCACUGGAUAACUAUGUGGGCGGAGAAGGAACUGCACAUGAUGAAACUGUUCUUUGACAACCUUCAACAUUACAUCCAGGAAGUUCGAGAACAACGGCACAAGUUUGCACUCUACAGCCACAGUGCGGAGGUCCAGGUCCGUCUGCAGUUCCUCACCUGCGUCUUCUCCACUCUGGGAUCACCAGACCACUUCAGGCUAAGUCUGGAGCAGGUGGAUAUCUUGUGGCAUUGUUUAGUGGAGGAUGCUGAAUGCUACGAUGAUGCUCUGCACUGGUUCCUCAAUCAGGUCCGCAGCAAGGACCAGCACGCUAUGGGGAUGGAGACGUACAAACACCUGUUUCUGGAGAAGAUACCCCAGCUGAAACCAGAGACCAUCAGCAUGACAGGGCUCAAUCUCUUUCAGCACCUCUGUAACCUGGCUCGCCUCGCCACCAGCACACUGGAUAAUGCCUCCAACUGUGAGCUGUGUGGGAUGGACCAGCUGUGGGGGAUUGCUCUGAGAGCUCAGUCUGCUGACAUCAGCCGCGCUGCAAUCCAGUACAUCAAUUCCUACUACAUCAACGCUGGAAAGACGGGCCUGGAGAAGGAGCAGGAGUUCAUCAGGAAGUGUAUGGAGAGCCUUCUGAUUGCCUCAGCAAACCUGGAAAAGGAUGCUUACUCCAGCCUGACCAGCAUUGAGAGGGGGCUUCUCAUGCUCAAAACACACCUGGAGGCCUUCCGGCGCAGGUUUGCUUACCACUUACGACAGUGGCAGAUCGAGGGCACUGGAAUCAGCAGCCAUCUGAAGGCUCUGAGCGACAAACAGUCUCUGCCGCUCAGGAUUGUCUGCCAGCCGGCUGGUCUGCCUGACAAGAUGACCAUUGAGAUGUAUCCCAGCGACCAGGUAGCUGACCUGAGGGCUGAGGUGACCCACUGGUACGAGAACCUGCAGAAGGAGCAGAUGAACCAGCAGGCUCAGCUGCAAGAGUUCGGCCCGGGCGGCCGGCAGCCCGGAGAUUUCCCAGGUGGUUUGAUGGGACCAGUUAGAAUGAUCUCCUCUGGCCAUGAACUCACCACAGACUAUGAUGAAAAGACUCUACACGAGCUGGGCUUCAAAGACAUGCAGAUGGUGUUUGUCUCUUUGGGAGCUCCGCGGAGGGAGAGGAAAGGGGACGGGGUCCAGCUGCCCGCUUCCUGUUUGCCUCCUCCUCAAAAGGAGCACAUUCCUAUGCUGCUGCUCCUCCAGGAGCCUCACCUCACCACCCUCUUCGACCUGCUUGAGAUGCUGGCUGGUUUUAAACCACCCAGUCCCAACGCAGACAAAGUCCAAGACAGCCCACAGAGUGCUCGGUGUGAGGAGCUUCACCUCCAUGCAGAGAAUUUGUCCCGUCGAGUUUGGGAGCUGCUGAUGCUCCUUCCUACUUGCCCCAAGAUGCUGCAGGCCUUCCAGAACAUCUCCGAUGAAACCAAUGAAGACGGUCAAUGUUGGAAGGAGCUGCUGAGGAUCAGAAGUCCCCACAAGUUGCUGUACGCGCUGGAGAUCAUUGAGGCUCUGGGCAAACCCAACCGACGAAUACACAGAGAGUCAACUGGAAGCUACAGCGAUCUGUAUCCGGACUCUGACGAUUCCAGUGAAGAUCAGAUAGAAAACAGCAAGAACACCUGGAGCUGCAAGUUUGUUUCAUCUGGAGGUUUGCAGCUGCUCCUGGAGAUCUUCAGCUCAGGCAUCCUCGAGCCCAAAGACCAGGAGUCCUGGACUGUGUGGCAGCUGGACUGCUUGGCCUGCUUGCUGAAGCUGAUCUGCCAGUUUGCUGUGGACCCGGCGGACCUGGACCUAGCCUAUCACGACAUUUUCUCCUGGUCCAGCCUCGCCGACAACCAGCGCAAGCGAGCUUGGCCUGGCAAAUCCCGCAAAUCUACCGUGGAUCAUGGGAAAGGCCUUCACAUCCCUCGCCUCACUGAGGUCUUUCUCAGUCUAGUCCAAGGCACCAGCCUUAUCCAGCGCCUCAUCAAUGUUUCCUACACCUAUGACAACCUUGCACACAGAGUUCUUAAGGCUCAGUCUGACCACAGGUCACGACAUGAAGUGACACACUACUCCACGUGGCUGCUGGUGAGCUGGGCUCACUGCUCUUCCUCCGUGAAGUCCAGCUUAGCGGACAGCGACCACCUCCACGACUGGCUGAAGAAACUCACCCUGCUGGUGCCUGAGCCGGCAGUGAGGCAUGAGGCGUGUAAUGGCCUCUACAAGCUCUCCCUGUCUGGUUUGGAGGGGGGAGAAUCCAUCAACCGGUCCUUUCUGCUGCUCGCCGCCUCAACGCUGCUCAAGUUCCUGCCUGAUGCGCAGGCCCUCAAACCUCUGAGGGUGGAGGACUAUGAAGAAGAGCCUCUGUUGAGGACUGGCUGUAAGGAAUACUUCUGGCUGCUCUGUAAACUCAUCGAUAACAUCCACAUUAAAGAUGCCGGCCAGAAGGUCUCUUCCUCUCUGUCGCUGACUGACUCAAUGCAGACCACCCUGCUGGACCUCGAUGCUCUCGCCCGACACCUUGCUGACUGCAUCAGGAGCCGAGAGAUUUUGGACCAGCAGGACGGGACCAUAGAGGACGACGGGCUGACGGGACUCCAACGUCUCGCCUCCAGCGUUCUCAAACACAAGCCUCCGUUCAAGUUCUCCCGUGAGGGGCAGGAGUUCCUGCGGGACGUUUACAACCUCCUUUUCCUCCUCCCGAGCUUGGCAGACCGAGCUCAGCCAAAGUGUAAGUCCCACGCCGCCAGGGCUGCCGCCUAUGACCUGCUGGUGGAGAUGGUGAAGGGCUCCGUGGAAAACUACCGACUGCUCCACAACUGGGUCAUGUCACAGCACAUGCAGGCCUCUCACGCCCCGUAUAAGUGGGACUACUGGCCCCACGAUGACGUACGGGCCGAGUGUCGCUUCGUGGGUCUGACUAACCUUGGAGCAACCUGCUACCUGGCCUCCACCAUCCAGCAGCUCUACAUGAUCCCUGAGGCACGCCAGGCUGUCUUCACGGCUAAGUACGCUGAAGACAUCAAACACAAGACGACACUGCUGGAGCUGCAGAAGAUGUUCACGUACCUCAUGGAGAGCGAGAGGAAGGCGUACAACCCGCGGCCGUUCUGCAAAACCUACACAAUGGACAAGCAGCCUCUCAACACUGGAGAGCAGAAAGACAUGACAGAGUUUUUCACAGACCUCAUUACGAAGAUAGAAGAGAUGUCCCAGGAGCUGAAAAACACAGUGAAGGCUUUGUUUGGAGGAGUCAUCACCAACAAUGUCGUCUCUCUGGAUUGUGAGCAUGUCAGUCAGACUGCAGAGGAGUUUUACACUGUCAGAUGUCAAGUGGCAGAUAUGAAGAACAUCUAUGAAUCUCUGGAUGAAGUCACCAUUAAGGACACCCUGGAAGGUGACAACAUGUACACCUGCUCACAGUGUGGCAAAAAGGUCCGCGCAGAGAAAAGAGCGUGUUUCAAGAAGUUGCCGCGCAUCCUGAGUUUCAACACCAUGAGAUACACCUUCAACAUGGUGACCAUGAUGAAGGAGAAGGUCAACACACACUUCUCCUUCCCUCUGCGCCUCGACAUGACGCCGUACACCGAGGAUUUCCUCAUGGGCAAAGGAGAGCGCAAAGAAGGUUUUCAGGAAGAGGGAGAGGCAAACAUGACCGAGAGCUACGAGUACGACCUCAUCGGUGUGACUGUCCACACUGGCACAGCAGACGGCGGCCAUUACUACAGCUUCAUCAGGGACAUCGUCAACCCCCACGCCUACAAGAACAACAAGUGGUAUCUCUUUAACGAUGCAGAGGUGAAACCCUUCGACUCGGCUCAGCUGGCUUCUGAGUGCUUCGGAGGAGAGAUGACGACAAAAACCUACGACUCGGUCACUGACAAGUUCAUGGACUUCUCCUUUGAGAAGACACACAGUGCCUACAUGCUCUUCUACAAGAGGGUGGAGCUGGAGGAAGAAAAUGGGAAGGACUUUAGUUUUGAUGUCUCUCCUGAUCUGCUUGAGUGGAUCUGGCACGACAACAUGCAGUUCCUCCAGGAUAAAAACAUAUUUGAGCACACCUACUUUGGGUUCAUGUGGCAGCUCUGUAGCAGCAUCCCGAGCACGCUACCAGACCCCAAAGUCGUCUCUCUCAUGACUGCUAAGCUCAGCACUUCGUUUGUUCUGGAGACUUUCAUUCACUCCAAGGAGAAGCCCACUAUGCUGCAGUGGAUCGAACUUCUGACCAAGCAGUUCAACAACAGCCAGGCCGCCUGCGAGUGGUUUUUGGAUCGGAUGGCUGAUGACAACUGGUGGCCUAUGCAGAUCCUCAUCAAAUGCCCCAAUCAGAUUGUCAGACAGAUGUUCCAGCGGUUAUGCAUUCAUGUCAUCCAGAGGUUGCGACCAGUUCACGCUCAUCUCUACCUGCAGCCUGGCAUAGAAGACGGCUCGGACGACAUGGACGGGCCGGUGGAGGAUAUUGGAAGCCGAUCCUGUGUCACUCGCUUUGUUAAGACCCUCCUGUCCAUCAUGGAGCACGGCGUCAAGCCUCACAGCAAACACCUGACGGAGUACUUUGCUUUUCUCUAUGAGUUUGCCAAGAUGGGAGAGGAGGAGAGUCAGUUCUUGUUGUCACUACAAGCCAUUUCCAUCAUGGUGCACUUCUACAUGGGAACCAAAGGCCCUGAGAAUCCUCAGGUGGAGGUGCUGUCAGAGGAGGAGGCAGAGGAGGAAGACGAAGAGGAGGACAUCUUGUCUCUGGCAGAGGAGAAAUAUCGUCCUGCAGCUCUGGAGAAAAUGAUAGCGCUCAUUGCUCUACUGGUGGAGCAGUCUCGCUCUGAGCGACAUCUGACUUUGUCCCAGAGUGACAUGGCGGCUCUGACGGGAGGGAAGGGCUUCCCUUUCCUCUUCCAGCACAUCAGAGACGGCAUCAACAUCAGACAGACCUGCAACCUUAUCUUCAGCCUCUGUCGCUAUAACAACCGAUUAGCCGAACAUAUUGUGUCGAUGCUCUUCACCUCCAUUGCAAAGCUCACGCCUGAAGCUGCAAAUCCUUUCUUCAAGCUGCUGACGAUGUUGAUGGAGUUUGCAGGCGGACCUCCAGGGAUGCCUUCCUUCGCUUCCUACAUCCUCCAAAGAAUCUGGGAGGUGAUCGAGUACAAUCCAUCCCAGUGUCUGGACUGGCUGGCUGUCCAGACUCCCAGGAACAAACUGGCCCACAGCUGGGUGCUGCAGAACAUGGAGAACUGGGUGGAGCGCUUCCUGCUGGCACACAAUUACCCCCGAGUCCGCACAUCUGCUGCAUACCUCCUGGUCUCCCUCAUCCCCAGCAACUCCUUCCGACAGAUGUUCCGCUCCACGCGCUCCCUCCACCUGCCCACGCGCGAGCUGCCGCUGUCCCCUGACACCACCGUCGUUCUUCAUCAGGUCUACAACCUGCUGCUGGGGCUGCUGGGUCGCGCCAAGCUGUACGUGGAUGCCAGUGUUCAUGGAACCACCAAACUAGUUCAGUAUUUCAGCUUCAUGACCUACUGCCUCAUCUCCAAGACGGAGAAGCUGAUGUUCUCCGGUUACUUCAUGGAUCUCUGGAACCUCUUCCAGCCCAAACUAUCAGAGCCAGCCAUCGCCACCAACCACAACAAGCAGGCGCUGCUGUCUUUCUGGUACAACGUGUGCGUUGAUUGUCCUGAGAACGUCCGGCUGGUGGUGCAGAACCCUGUAGUGACCAAGAACAUUGCCUUUAACUACAUCUUGGCUGAUCACGACGACCAGGAGGUGGUGCUGUUCAACCGCGGCAUGCUGCCAGCCUACUACGGCAUCCUGCGCAUGUGCUGCGAGCAGUCGCCUGCCUUCACCCGCCAGCUGGCGUCGCACCAGAAUAUCCAGUGGGCCUUCAAGAACCUGACACCGCAUGCCAGCCAGUAUCCAGGGGCCGUGGAGGAGCUGUUCAACCUGAUGCAGCUGUUCGUGGCCCAGCGGCCUGACAUGAGGGAGGAGGAGCUAGAGGACAUCAAGCAGUUUAAAAAGACCACCAUCAGCUGCUACCUUCGCUGCCUGGAUGGACGCUCCUGCUGGACUACGCUCAUCAGUGCCUUCAGAGUUCUGCUGGAGAACGACGAGGACCGACUGCUGGUGGUGUUCAACAGAGGACUCGUCCUCAUGACUGAAUCCUUCAACACUUUGCACAUGAUGUACCAUGAGGCCACAGCCUGCCAUGUCACUGGAGACCUGGUGGAGCUGCUCUCCAUCUUCUUGUCUGUCCUGAAAGCCACCCGGCCCUACCUGCAGCGCAAAGAUGUGAAGCAGGCUCUGAUCCAGUGGCAGGAAAGGAUCGACUUUGCACACAAGCUGCUCACACUCCUCAACUCCUACAGUCCUCCUGAGCUGCGCAACGCCUGCCUCGAUGUGCUGAAGGAACUUGUGCUGCUGAGUCCACAUGACUUCCUGCACACCCUCGUCCCGUUUUUACAGCACAACCACUGCACCUACCACCACAGCAACAUACCCAUGUCCUUCGGCCCCUACCUGCCGUGCAGAGAGAACAUUAAGCUGAUGGGAGCCAAAAACAAUAUUCGACCUCCGAGACCGGAGCUGAACAUGUGUCUUCUCCCCUCCUUAGUGGAGAGCAGCAAGGGUAAAGACGAGGUGUACGACCGGAUGCUCCUUGACUACUUCCUGCCCUACCAUCAGUUCAUUCACUUGCUGUGCCGUGUCGCCAUCAACUGCGAGAAGUUUACCGACACACUCGUCAAAUUAAGUGUGUUAAUAGCAUAUGAAGGCCUUCCUCUUCAUCUUGCACUCUUCCCCAAACUGUGGACGGAUCUCUGUCAAUCCCAGUCUGUUAUGGCUAAAACGUCCGUGAAGCUGCUGUGUGAAGAUCCAGCCUUCAGUGAGUACAUUAAGUGUAUCCUGAUGGAUGAGAGGAUGUUUCUCAACAACAACGUGGCCUACUCCUUCCUCACCUGUUUCCUGCACAAGGUCCAGGUGCUGUCCGUUCCCAGCUUCUCUAACCUGAUCAGUGUUUUGGUGACAAACCUGCUGAGCGAACAGAGCAACCUUCAGCCUGAGCUGGCAGCUCACCGUACGGAGCUCAACAAGACCAGCGGCCUGCUGAACGCUGACCUGCGGGCGUUGGUAUUACUGCUGUCCGUCCAGCCGCCUCAGGCCAUCGACCCGGCCCUCUGCACCGCCCUGCAGGAGCUGCUGGGCCGCUGCCACCUUUGUCUCCAGCAGCGUAGUGCUCUGGAAAUGGAGGCCAAAGACCACAAGGCCAAAGCUGAGGAUGAGGGCGCGACCCCGGUGAAGCGGCGGCGGGUGAGUGGCGACGACAGCAGAGCCGUAGAUGCAGCACCUCCCCUCUGCGUGGCCUCCACCUCCUCUUCUUCAGCCCUGCUGCCCUGCAGCGAGCUGAAGCCCGACCAGCAGGAGGCGCUGACGCCCACCAGCACUUCGGACACGGAAACGCGAGACUCCUCCUCCCUGAUAGACCCGGGCACCGAGCAGGACCCUCCCUCUCCUGAUCCCACUCCUGCCACCUCUGGAAACUUGGACUCUUCUGCAAAAGAAGAGAAAAUGGAGGCCUCCUCGUCAUCCUCAUCUUCAUUCUCCUCCUCCUCGUCUUUGCUGCAGGAGGCAGGGGAGGGGUUCGUACAAGGGGAGGAGCCUGAGCCACAACACCAUGGAGGGGCAGUUGAGGAGCAGGAGGAGGCGGAGCAGAGGGAGGGGAGGAGAGACGAGGCAGCGUCCACCUCAGUGGAGGUAAAGGAGGAGAAGGACAUGGGCUUAAAGACCAGCAGCAGCUCCACCCCGCCCCUCUCAGAGGAGGCGGUCGGGUUGAUGGGGGAGGGGCCAAACGGCUGCGGUAGCCACGCCUCCUCCUCACAGCUGUUAACAAGUGCCGGCCCCCCACCCGACACGCUGGACAUGCUGUACAGGACAGUCGAAGCCACCAUUGCCAUAGUUACCAAACUGUCUGUUAAAGGCCCGCCCACUUCAUGACAUCAUCACUGCUCAGCCACUAAGAGAUCUCCAACACGUUUCCUCUGUCCGCCUGUUUGAUCUGAAUUCUGCUCAGAGGAACCAGACGUUUGUUUCCUGGUUUCUUCUUCUUCUGCUGUUUCUGUGCUGCUGUUUGUUGCCUUCUGCUGAUGUGGAUCGGUUGGUUCCUCCAGCUUCGCCGGCUCCUCCCGUCUCGCCCCUCUAUCAAACCGACCCCCCAAACAUCGGACAAAUAAAAGUUCAAGCUGCAGCACAUCUUUUCAAAGGGCAAGUUUUUGGUUUGUUUCUAUGUUUUUGUGUGUGUGCGUGUGUUAUACUGGAUUAAAUUUGUUUGGAAGGUGAUUUUAUUUUCGGUUUGCUGUAACGGGGAAAGGUUUACAAAACUGUGUUUCUCCUGUAUGUAAUUUAAUUUUAUUGCAUUUUUACAGUGUAUAAAAUGGUUGUCCUCUGUGCCAGUUUUGUACUUUGAGUGAGGCAAAAGAAAGUUGCCUUGCAUUUUUCUGUGGUUCAAUUAUUCACAAACUAAGUUUACUUGUAAAUUAAGAAAACCACAAGAAAUUUGAUUCUGUAAAGAAUCCUCUAGUCGUUGCCUGAAGGUGUAUAUUGGAAAAAAAUAUAAAAAUAUAUAAAUAUCAUUUUCAUACAUAUAUAUAUCUAUAUAUAGAUAUAAAUAUAUCUAUAUAUAGAUAUAUAUAUGUUUAUAGAUAUAUAUAGACAUACAUUAUAUAAAAUAUAUAUAUAUAUAUAUAAAAGCGGUGCUUUAUUGGACUGUGGUUGAAAUAAAGCCACUUUGUUGGACCAGCUGGAGCUUUUUAUUUUCUUUACUGAAGUACAUUCCGUCAUCUGUUGUUUAUUUUUGCUGCUUCUGCUGUUUCUGAUUGUCUUCUGAUUUUUUUCAAAAGAGAAUAAAUUAAUAAA
Molecule: messenger RNA, 12205 nt
Organism: Melanotaenia boesemani (Boeseman's rainbowfish)
Lineage: Eukaryota; Metazoa; Chordata; Actinopteri; Atheriniformes; Melanotaeniidae
Gene: usp34
Product: ubiquitin specific peptidase 34
Exons: 78
Coding region: 302-11287 (3661 amino acids)
Biological process (GO): protein deubiquitination
Cellular component (GO): nucleus; cytosol
Molecular function (GO): cysteine-type deubiquitinase activity; cysteine-type endopeptidase activity
Source: RefSeq, a predicted model, not a curated record